Molecule: messenger RNA, 558 nt
Organism: Protopolystoma xenopodis
Lineage: Eukaryota; Metazoa; Platyhelminthes; Monogenea; Polystomatidea; Polystomatidae
Source: the annotation of a GenBank genome assembly
AUGGAAGCGAUUGAUAUACAUACCCAGAUAACCACGUCCAAGCAAUCCCCGGGUACCAUUCAUCCGCUUGUGCUGGCCUAUCGAACUACCUGUCCUGACCGCUUCCUGAUCUCCGUCCUCGCCGCUCUACGUUCCCCUGCUGGUGGCCCACGUAUACGAGGAGGUGCUGGUGGAGGCGCUGGCCUUGAGCAGGCACUUGGCCAGUUGAGCACAAGCCAUGCUCUCCGCCUUUUGCCUCGAUUAGCCGAUUGGCUUUCGCGUGGCUGGCACGUCGAACUGGUGGGCCGUACACUCCGCCAUCUCGUUGGCCUCCACCAUGGCCUUUUGGCAAACACGGCUCGUGAAGAGAUUCGAGACGCACUUAAUCAGGCCGCCACAUCCUCUAAAUCAAGAAUUUCUGAGCUUAAAAGUCUUGUCGGGAUGAAUUUUGAGGCCCUUAACUUCUUGAGGUUGCGUCUUGAACGAGAACGAGAGGUUCCACUCUAUGUGCAGAUUGCAGAUCGAAAGAAGAAAAAGUUUCAAAAAAAAGACCCUGUCGCCUUGGUUCUUCCUGGAUAG